UGUGGGUGCUACAAAUACAGCACAUGGUAGCGUUUGGUAGCUGCUUGUAGCGACGGACACCACCGGGCCCCAAACUCUGAGCUGGACUGACUUCUCAGUUAAAGUUGCUCAACUUUUACAUUUGCAACCGUUAGUUGUAAAAUACUAACAACUUUGAAGUCGUCUAUCUUUGUGCAAGGUUGUGCGCGAGCCAUAUAUAUCGAGUUCGAGGACCUUUAGAAACACCUGUCCCGCUCCGCCUGCAGCAGCCACGCAGAAGCUAGCAUGUCGACUGGCAAAAAUGAAGUUAAAAGCUGCCCCAUCCCGACCAGGGUGCUCACCCUGAAGGACUGGUCCCAGCUACCAGACUGUUACAGCCAGACACCCGGGGGGACCCUCUUCUCCACCACGCCUGGAGGUACCCGCAUCAUCUAUGACAGGAAAUUUUUGUUGGAUUGCCGAAACUCCCCUCUUGCCCGGACCCCCCCAUGCUGUCUGCCCCAGAUCCCAGGGGUAACAGUACCUGCUACACACUCUAUGGGGAAACUGCAGGAUCUCAAAGAGGAGGCUGAGGAGGAAGAGAAGGACAUUGCAGAUGAAAACCAAUUUGAGAUGGACAUCUGAGCUCCAGUAUUACCUCCUGUGGAGAGUUAUUAGUUCAAACACCUCCAAGGUCUUUAAUGACUGUAAUGUAUUACAUAUAAAGCUUUUUUUCACCUUUUUUUAAAAAAAAAAUAAAAGCUUUGUGAGGAACCAAAAAGAAUUGGGGAUAAAGUUGGAAAACUUUAGGGUGUUUAUGACCCUAAAAAGUCUGUUAAGUAAAGAAAUGGGAUUUAAUGGGUUGUUUGGUUGCUCACUCACUUUGGAGCUGCAGCAGGAUUGAAAAAAUCCAUUUUGAUUUCACUUUUUUUAAUCUUUUGUAAAUAACAUUGUACAAUGUAGCCUAUUUUUUAAGUUGGGGAAUAUAAGAUGAUUACAUUAAGACAUGUAGAGUUUUUCACUGCAGGCAUCAGUUGUUUUGUUGUAUUUCUCCCCCAAAAUGGAUGGCUAACAAGUGUCUCCUAAUACUGGGGGUCAGGGCCUACUGAAAAUCAGCUCCUAUGCUAUUUUGUAUGGAGGGAGAACUGAAAUGUGAAUAAUUUCAAAUAAAGGCAAUUCAAAAUGUCA
Plectropomus leopardus (leopard coralgrouper) is the source of this 1146-nucleotide messenger RNA. It is a transcript of the gene eif4ebp3l, whose product is annotated as eukaryotic translation initiation factor 4E binding protein 3, like. NCBI's taxonomy places the organism in Eukaryota, Metazoa, Chordata, Actinopteri, Perciformes, Serranidae. Gene Ontology annotation, biological process: negative regulation of translational initiation. Gene Ontology annotation, cellular component: cytoplasm. The record is from RefSeq and is a predicted model, not a curated record. Gene Ontology annotation, molecular function: eukaryotic initiation factor 4E binding.